This is a messenger RNA of Lycium barbarum (goji berry), 1497 nucleotides long. RefSeq names its product protein FAR1-RELATED SEQUENCE 5-like. Gene Ontology annotation, biological process: regulation of DNA-templated transcription. The coding region runs from base 1 to 1497 and encodes 498 amino acids. The record is from RefSeq and is a predicted model, not a curated record. Lineage: Eukaryota; Viridiplantae; Streptophyta; Magnoliopsida; Solanales; Solanaceae. The transcript has 2 exons.
AUGGAAAUUGGAUCUAGUAAGUCUCAAAGUGGAUGUAAUGUGCUCAUAAAACUUGGGAUGGAAUUUGAUUCAGAUGAGCAUGCAUAUGAAUAUUACAAUAAAUACGCUGGUGUAAUUGGUUUUAGCGUAAGGAGAGAAUAUGCUAACAAAAAUAAAGUCCGAGGGUACGUGACUUCAAGAAAAUUGGUAUGUUAUAAAGAAGGUUAUAGAGAUAAACACAAACGAGAUACGAUGGUUCAAAAACAUAGAAAUGAAACUAGGACGGGGUGCUUAGCUCAUUUUAGUGUUAGUCGUCAAUCAAAUGGAAUGUUUCGCAUCACUUCAUUUGAAGAGAAACAUAAUCAUCCUCUUGUUCCUUCUUCUUUGGCUCAUAUGUUACCCUCACAAAGAAAGAUAAAAGUUGCUCAAGCAUAUGAAAUUGACUUAUUAGAUGAUUCAGGAAUAUGCCCUAAAGCUUCAUUUGAUUAUGCUGCUCGUCAAGUUGGAGGACAAUCUUUUCUAGGUUACACAAGGAGAGAUCAGAAGAAUUAUCUUCGGGAUAAAAGAAAAGAUAGUUUGAAACAUGGGGUGGCUCGUAGUUUGGUUGAUUAUUUUGAGAAACAAAUACUAGAAGAUCCUACUUUUCGGUAUUCUUUAGAUCUAGAUGACGAUGGUUUGAUAACUAAUGUAUUAUGGGCUGAUGGAAAGAUGAUAAGAGAUUUUAAGAUUUAUGGAGAUGUUGUGUCCUUUGAUACAACAUAUAGAACAAAUAAAGAGUAUCGACCCUUGGCGUUGUUUGUUGGUUUAAAUAACCAUAGGGAAAUGGUUAUAUUUGGUGCAGCCCUUCUAUACGAAGAGUCAACUGAAUCAUUUGUAUGGCUUUUUAAUGCAUUCUUUAAGAUUAUGUCUGCGGAUAAACCACAAACAUUUUUCACUGAUCAAGAUCCCGCUAUAUCUGCUGCUAUAUCAUUUGUAAUGCCCAAAACAUAUCAUCGCCUUUGUGUAUGGCACUUGGAAAAGAAUGCAUUUAAACAUCUUAAUCAUAUCUUUAGAGCUAAUGAAUCAUUUCCAAGAGAUUUUAGCAAAUUGCUUUAUGAUUAUGAGUAUGAGGAGGAUUUUUUAAGUGCAUGGCAGGAAAUGCUUGAGAAAUAUGACCUUGAGGAUAAUAGUUGGUUGAAAAACACAUUUGUUGUAAGAGAGAAAUGGUCCAUGACAUACGGAAGACAUACAUUCUCAGCAGGUAUGCGAAGUACACAAUUAAGUGAGAGUUUUAAUGGAUAUUUAAGGGGAUAUUUAAAAUCUGAUUUGGAUAUUGUUCAAUUUUUUAAGCAUUUUCAAAGAUCAGUUGAUGAUAAGCGUGACAAUGAGAAUAAGUCAAAUUUUGACAUGACUCAAAGAAUACCUAUUUUAAAGGUUAAACUUCCUUUAUUGAUUCAUGCUAGGGAAGUAUACACCCCAACUAUAUUUGAUAUGUUCCAAAAUGAAUGGGAAAGAUCACUACUGCUGCAAAUUGUUUGA